Molecule: messenger RNA, 3250 nt
Organism: Orcinus orca (killer whale)
Lineage: Eukaryota; Metazoa; Chordata; Mammalia; Artiodactyla; Delphinidae
Gene: RAD51
Product: RAD51 recombinase
Exons: 10
Coding region: 699-1718 (339 amino acids)
Biological process (GO): chromosome organization involved in meiotic cell cycle; reciprocal meiotic recombination; mitotic recombination-dependent replication fork processing
Cellular component (GO): condensed nuclear chromosome
Molecular function (GO): double-stranded DNA binding; DNA strand exchange activity; ATP hydrolysis activity
Source: RefSeq, a predicted model, not a curated record
GAAGUGGCGGGGAGACGGACCCGAGAAGGGCGGGGAGACGUUACGUUGACGCAGGCGUGGCCCUGCCCAAUAGGAUUUGGCGGGAUUUCCGAAGGCGGCAGACGGAGUGGGCGCUGCCGCCUGAGACCGCGGCCUGAAGAGAGCUGAGACGCGCCCCAGGAGCGCAGUUAGGAGCUGAAAGUCGCCUGGGUUUCGUGCAGAAGGCCGGAGCAAGGGCGUAGAGAAGUGGGGUGCAGGUGAGGGGGUCUGCAGUCCGUCCGGGGUCGGGCGCGCGCGGGUCCGGCGGACUGUAGUCGGAACGCGCAGCCCGCCCGGGCGAGUUACGCUGCAGGCUGAGGUGAGUGUGAGGCGCAGACCUGGCCCCUUCCCACCGCGUAAGCCGGACCCGAACCCGUACCCGGACCCAGACUUGGGCCCCAGCUCCCUUAGCGGGCUUAGGGGCCCCUCCAUGCCAAGUAAAAAACUCGGAUAUGGCGGGGCGGGGCGGAGCAGGGUUGUGCCCGGGCUAGUCCGACCCUCGGAGCUCAUUGUGGCGAAAAUAGAAGCGCAUUCUAGAGCUGGGAGGAACCUUACUGGCCUUCACUUGCAACAUCCACUUUAUGGGCGUGGGCGAGGAAGCCCAAGAUCCAGAGAGGUGUAGUGACUUAAAAGUCACAGCUCUUAAGCCAGAGCCGGAUUUCUGUAUUGAACACUAAGUAAUGGCUAUGCAGAUGCAGCUUGAAGCAAAUGCAGAUACUUCAGUGGAAGAAGAGAGCUUUGGCCCACAACCUAUUUCUCGAUUAGAGCAAUGUGGCAUACAUGCCAAUGAUGUGAAGAAAUUGGAAGAAGCUGGAUUCCAUACUGUGGAGGCUGUUGCCUAUGCACCAAAGAAGGAGCUAAUAAAUAUUAAGGGGAUUAGUGAAGCCAAAGCUGAUAAAAUUCUGACUGAGGCAGCUAAAUUAGUUCCAAUGGGUUUCACCACUGCAACUGAGUUCCACCAAAGGCGGUCUGAGAUCAUACAGAUUACUACCGGCUCCAAAGAGCUUGACAAACUACUUCAAGGAGGAAUUGAGACUGGAUCCAUCACAGAGAUGUUUGGAGAAUUCCGAACUGGGAAGACCCAGAUCUGUCAUACGUUGGCUGUAACAUGCCAGCUUCCCAUUGACCGAGGUGGAGGUGAAGGAAAGGCCAUGUACAUUGACACCGAGGGUACCUUUAGGCCAGAACGGCUGCUAGCAGUGGCUGAGAGAUAUGGCCUCUCUGGCAGUGAUGUCCUGGAUAAUGUAGCAUAUGCUCGAGGGUUCAACACAGACCACCAGACCCAGCUCCUUUAUCAAGCGUCAGCCAUGAUGGUAGAGUCCAGGUAUGCACUGCUAAUUGUAGACAGUGCCACCGCCCUCUACAGAACAGACUAUUCGGGUCGAGGUGAGCUUUCUGCCAGGCAGAUGCACUUGGCCAGGUUUCUGCGGAUGCUUCUGCGACUUGCUGAUGAGUUUGGUGUAGCAGUGGUAAUCACCAACCAGGUGGUAGCCCAAGUGGAUGGAGCAGCCAUGUUUGCUGCAGAUCCUAAAAAACCUAUUGGAGGAAAUAUCAUUGCUCAUGCCUCAACAACAAGACUGUACCUGAGAAAAGGAAGAGGGGAAACCAGAAUCUGCAAAAUCUAUGACUCUCCUUGUCUUCCUGAAGCUGAAGCUAUGUUUGCCAUCAAUGCGGAUGGAGUAGGGGAUGCCAAGGACUAAAUCGCUGGGUUUUUUCCUGUGAUAAACCUUAAGUGCUGCAGCCUAAUGGAGAGGACUGCUCCCUGAGGUUCUUCACAGGCCUCUUCCUGUUGUGACUGCCAGGAAAAGGCUUCCAGGAAAACAGCUAUUAUAUCGGCUUUUCUUACGGUGUAAACACGAGACAGGUCAGUAGUCACAAGCUGAUCUGAAAUGUUUAUUCCUUCUAGAGUAUAUUAAUCUCUAUGUGAAUUCUUUGGUUUGGGGGUGUAGGUAUGAAGUACCUUUGACAUCAUAGUGCCUUGGGGUUGACUCAGGACUAACUGCUAUUGGCCAAUCUUAUGUCUCUAAGAGAACUAAAACUGGAGAGACCUGGCUUCUCUCACUGUCUGAAUAAUGUUGGGGAGAAAUAUGCCUGAGCUAUGUGGCAAAGGGAGUGGGUCUCCUCGCAGGUUUUUUUUUUCUCUGCCAGUAAAACUCUUAAAUCAGAAGCAGGUAAAGUUUGUGUGUCUGAAUUAGCUUAUAUAAGAAUGUUUUUUUAGAUAAGGGUUAUUGAAUAGGCCUGCUGGGCUACCAGCCCUUCACCAUCUACUCUUUUUUAAUGCUAAGAGCAAUUCAAGAUAGUUCUGGAAUCUUAAACAUUUCGGAAGCUCUUCAAGUAAGUAGAUUCAAUGUGGGACUGCUAAUAAAGUAGUUAUUUGUAGUGAAUGUGCUGCUUGUAGGAGUUAUUCUGGUACAAGCUGAAUAUUUCAGGAUAGGGCCUUCGUAAUAUAGUUUUGGCUCUGGGUAGGGUGAUCAGUUUCUAUUGCUUUAAAAUUGAAAAUUUAAAAGGGAAGUCCCACAUUCAGAUGAUUCAUUUUAUACUCCUUUAACCUAAUAGAAGAUCUCACAAGAUGGCUACACCAUGGCUUUCCUGUGGCCUUUGUUUUUAUUCUUCAAGUUUUGUAUUGUAUAGGGCUGGUUCUUGCCCAGAUUAUUCUACUUCAGGGGUUUGAGAUACUCCUUCCCCUUCAAACUUCUACCCAGGAUGUGUUCUAACCAACUCUUCCAAUUUCAAAGGGCUUCUCGGCUAGUAUUAGGAGAGGCAGUGCAAAUCUCUGCUGUUGCCAGUGUUGAUCCUACUAUAUGUAGGGAGAUAGGAAGAUACAAUUUAAUGCAACUUUGUUUUAAAAACAGUUCUGUUCCCUGACUUUAUAGAACAGAGUACCUCCUAGGCCUUCUUUUGUUUCUACAUUACAGAACAAACCUGGGAUGAAAUAAUAAAGCCACAGUAACAGAUUCUGGAAUGGAAGCUUGGUUCUUAAAUAAAAGCAUCUCCAUCUUUUAGUCCUAUAAAGUAUUUAAGUGACCUUGACCUAAAAACUUCUCAAUUUUUCUUGUAGGAAGGAUUUUCUUUUCAGAUGGGAUUAGGCUUUGUGCUAUUGGCCCUGAGAGGGUCAGGGAACACCUGCUUAGUUGGACUAGGCCUUGUUAGGCUAAAAAUAAGCUCUUCUUAUGUUUUACAUUUAACUAAAAUUUUCUCUGGAAGUAUUAUUAACCAGAGAGCUCAUUCUAAA